Molecule: messenger RNA, 958 nt
Organism: Durusdinium trenchii
Lineage: Eukaryota; Dinophyceae; Suessiales; Symbiodiniaceae
Source: the annotation of a GenBank genome assembly
GAGCAGCUCGGCUUGGCUGCAAGAUCUUACAGUUUGAUGCUAGCAAGAGCUGAGUCAGUGAAGGUCUCCGACGAUGUUUUUGCCUAUAGGGCCCGGAGGGCUGGUCUCCAAAGACUGGGAGGAGUUGGAUGCCAACGCUUGUGGCAUGCUUGAAGAUGUUUGGAAUGAGUUUCGAGCUGAUGCUGGGACAGCAGCAGAGGAGGUGCAGGCGGCACUGGCUGAGACCAAUGCAACGCAUACCAUGAAGGUGUUUAGCUCUGACCUGGAGCGCCAGGCUGCAUUGGCUGAAGCAGCUAGGCGCCAGGCGGCCUUUCAAGAGGAGUUGCAGAAACAGCGGCAGAAGCUCCAGAAGCGAAGCAAGGUAAAGUCGGCACCUGUAGAGCUCGGAAGGCUGUUGGAAGACGAGGCCACAGCGCAGGCAUUGAAGCUUGAUAGGGAGGCAGCUAUGGCGGAGUGCCGUGAGUUCUUGGCCAGCGGGGCAGACAGUGACAAGUGGGAAGAGCUCUUAAAGGGCUGGGAAGCUAUGAAGGAAGACAUUGCAGAGGUGUCCAACCAGGAUUUCGAGGCAAAGGAGAAAGCCAGCGUGUGGGCAUCAGCGGCUAAAAUGGAGGAUGUGAACCAUGACGAGCAACUUGCCUUGCUCGAGGAGGCGGCAAGACGCGUGGCAGUCUUUGAUGAGGAGCUGCAGAAGCAACGGCAGCAGAUGAAGAAACGGCGGAAAGUUUUGCAGAAGCAGGGAGGUCCUGAACAGGUGCCGGACCCACUAGAUGCUUGCAGAACGAUGGCAGAUCAAGAAGUCUUGACGAAGCUGACCAGGGAGCAGGCAGAAGCACAGGCUCAAUGUCAGGCCAUGGCUGCUGGCAAUGGCAUGUUGGAUGCCUGGGAGCAACUGGGCUCAGCGUGGGCACAGAUGCAGAUUCUUGGCAAGCGUUUGAUGCCGACUACGUUGCAUAACUGA